AUGCCUGUAUCUUCAACCAAGCCGCUCAUCCCCGCAAAGCUACUGCAAGAACUGGCAGCUGAUGAGCCGCUGGACUACACCUUGUCCAUGUCAUUCGAGCCGCACUGGCACAACAUCCGAUGUCUGAUACUCAAACCGGAGAGACACGAGGGCUCCAUGCACCCUGACGUUGUCGUUCCGCCGGAAGGUGUCCCUAAGCCGUAUGCGUCGCAGUACGCGGAAACCAAGAAGAAGACCUACCUUCAUUUCGCAGCUGAGACGGGCGAUCCAUGCGUAGCCUUGGAGAUGAUUCGAAUGGGCGCAACAAUCGAUCGGAAGGACGCUGGGGGUCACACGCCCUUGACAUCUGGUCUCAAGCGUCUGGCGGAGCUGGUACUCAUUACAGGUAUGCGGCAUACGCACUACGGACGGAUGUUGUGGUCGCAGCCUGCGCUGAAGAAAGAGCCUGGGACGCCAGACCUCAUGAUAAUCCGGAUCGCCUGGGUUUGCAAACUCCUCAUCCAGCAACACGCGGACGUUAACCUGGUUGUUGGAGACUACGCGCCUAUGGAUAGGGUUUGCGAAGUGGAAAACUGGGAACUUAUAACGCUACUCCUUGAACAUGGCGCCAAUCCAAACCGCCGCUCCCCUCGCGGCCUCCCUGUGGAUAGACUCGAGUCACGAGAAAGUAAAACCCGAUUCAGAGAGCUAGUCCGAGACAUGUCGAAAAUCAGUCAACGACCAGCCCAACCUUGUCCGUGCUGGUCCGGGAAGCUGCUAUCCGAAUGUCACGGAAGGGGAGAGGAGAUACCUUACCCUCUCGACUUCGCUUGCCGGUGCGGCUCCGGGAAACCGUACGAGAAGUGCUGUAUGAAGCGCAAUAUGCAGUUCAAGGAGAAAUGGGACCCGCGGACGCUGCGGCUCAUACCCGUCGAGGAAGGUUUGAGGAGCAAUGUCUUCCCCGCCGGAAUGGACCCGAAGGUCCUCGACAGACUAGGCCCGAACUUGGAGCGCAUGCAAGAUCUGUACGGCAGCUUCGGCUUUGGAUGCGUCCACAGGCUGGCGCAGGAGAAGAGGGGCAUCAAGACUGAGAAUUGGGUCUUCUGGGACGAUUUCGCUCGCAAGGUCGAGAAAAGGCUCGUCUCUCGCGGACUGGUCGACCCUGCGUUCUGCUAUCCCCUUUCCCGGCACUGUGGUCUCCCAAUACCCAAUGGUCGCAGCAUCAGCAAGGAGGAAGGCAUCGAGACGUCGACGGAGUGGAACGGCUUCGUCGACGAGUAUAUCGCUAAAGGGACGGACCCACGGGACCCUCUUGAGAUAGCGAGAGUGGCGAAGAUAGGCACAUCCUGCGGCGCUCUUUACCGGACUUGCGAGGGAUCGAACUGCGAGAAACUCGAAGGGAAGGACGUACCAAAGCUGUUGGUAUGCUCCAAGUGCAAAAUAUCGGUUUACUGCAGUAAGCAGUGCCAGGCAAGUAACUGGAAAGAACACAAGCUUAUCUGUGGCAAGACUGGGCCGGAUGGGCAGGCGGAGCAAAUGCUGCCGUCACAAGUCGCGAUACAGAAAUAUCUUAUGCCCGACAUGUUCAAGCAAUUGCUCAGGGAUACAGACCUGAUAUUAGGAAAUACUCCACCUGAUGCCAAGUAG
Gloeophyllum trabeum ATCC 11539 is the source of this 1626-nucleotide messenger RNA. RefSeq lists its product as uncharacterized. The transcript is spliced from 3 exons. Gene Ontology annotation, molecular function: protein binding. NCBI's taxonomy places the organism in Eukaryota, Fungi, Basidiomycota, Agaricomycetes, Gloeophyllales, Gloeophyllaceae. The record is from RefSeq and is a predicted model, not a curated record. The coding region runs from base 1 to 1626 and encodes 541 amino acids.